This is a messenger RNA of Parnassius mnemosyne (clouded apollo), 225 nucleotides long. The record is from the annotation of a GenBank genome assembly. NCBI's taxonomy places the organism in Eukaryota, Metazoa, Arthropoda, Insecta, Lepidoptera, Papilionidae.
AUGUCUUUCAGAGCGGGUUUCGGUCACAACGUUAAGAAUCUCGGAGACGAGCUAUCUGCACAGGACAGGAUUACUGUGCCCGAGUAUUUGAGAUUACUUUCCUGUAAGAGGAGAAAAUCGGCUGCGCGAUCUCGAAGGAAGAGCUUAAGCUCUGGAAGGUUAAUUCGCAAUCCGCGAAUGUUAAAAGAAACAAGCGAUAACCCUUUAGGCUUGAUACGACCGUGA